UUCUAUCUAGUCUAUGUACCACGGCUGCUGACCGAUCAUGUUUUGAAGUGGGUAGAAGCUAUAUGUGUUACUUUUGUGAUGACUGUACGAGAUAUUUGUAAGAAUGCCAAUCCAGGCGCCUCAAUGGACGGAUUAUUUGAACUGUCCAGUGUGCUGCCGCGAAUUUGGCGCUCCGCCCCGCAGUCCCAUUAGCCUUGGGUGCGGCCACACACUAUGUAGACACUGCCUCAAACACUUACAUAGAAAGCAAUGCCCGUUCGACCAGGCUGUGAUCCAGGUCGACCCGGAAGAUUUGGUGGUGAAUACGGCUAUUCUUCAGCUCGCCGGGUACACACCCCCGGCGCAGCCGUACCACCCACCUUCCAUACAGGCGCUCCCCGAUCAUGACAAACAGGCCUACGACUGCAUUGUCAAAUGUAUGGAACACCUUGCUGUUUACCUCAAGUAUUGCGGCAAUGCCAACAACAGUAUGGCUAGUAGCCGGCUUUCUCGGCCCAUGCAGAGGAAGCUGGUUAUGCUACUUCAAUGUGCCGUCAUCGACGAGGAAGGGAGAGGCAGGGCGGCACGAGCAGCGCGAUCCCUUGGUGAAAGAACCGUCACCGAACUGAUACUUCAACAUCAGAACCCACAGCAGUUGAGCGCGAAUCUGUGGGCGGCAGUGAGAGCGCGCGGCUGUCAGUUCCUCGGCCCGGCGAUGCAGGAGGAAGUCCUCAAGCUGGUACUGCUGGCUCUCGAGGACGGAUCUGCACUAUCCAGAAAGGUGUUAGUGAUGUUUGUUGUCCAAAGACUGGAGCCUCAUUUUCCGCAGGCUUCAAAAACUAGCAUAGGCCAUGUCGUCCAGCUCCUUUACAGAGCUUCUUGCUUUAAGGUAUCUAAACGCGAAUGCGAUUCAUCUCUAAUGCAACUAAAGGAAGAAUUCCGUACAUACGAGUCGUUACGGCGCGAACAUGACGCGCAGAUAGUUCAAAUAGCAACGGAGGCGGGGCUUAGGAUAGCUCCCGACCAAUGGAGUGCCCUGCUCUACGGAGACACCGCCCACAAGAGUCACAUGCAAAGCAUUAUUGACAAAUUGCAAACUCCGCAGUCGUUCGCGCAGUCAGUCCAGGAGUUGUUCAUAGCGUUGCAGAGAACAGGUGACCCAGCGCAACUGGUCGUCAUGAGCCUGCAUCUCGAUAGACUAGCCAACAUCGACGCUAGCCCAGACGCGAAGAACCCGUCUUGGCAGCAGCUAGCUGAGGUGGUGACGUCACUGAAAGAGGUCGUGGCCGGCCUCAUACAUUACUUGCAGCAGCAGGCCACCGGCCGGGACUCCAACCAUAAUCAGAAACAACACCCACUACCCGAACGGUGUAUGGAUAACAAUGCCAGUCAAGUCUCCCCGCAGACGGCAGCGUCGACUCCAACACAUAAUAAAUACAAGGUGUCGAUGUGCAGAGACGCGGCUACACGCUCCUUCUGUCCUCGAGGAAACUCCUGUACUUUCGCUCACUCUGAAGAAGAAAUGGAAAGGUUUAGGAUUAACGGCAAUUUCCCGUAUCCGAUGAUGCCAAACCAGCCGUUGCUCCCGAACCAGCCAAUCCCGAUGCCGGGGCCCACAAUGCCGAUGGCGGCGCCGGGUGUACAAUACCCACCCUUCCCCAUGCCCCAACCACAUUUGGAGGGCCAUUAUAAUGUACAACCCAUGCCGCCGGUGAAUAUGCCCGCUGACAUGGAGCACGUCAACGUGAACAACGGCCACCAUGCAAUUUACACCCCGCACCCGAUAAUCCUGAGCCAGGAGGUUUUGAUCCCCACUAAUGGGGAUCGUUUCUAUCCGCGGUACAACGCGCGCUUGCCCGAGGAACAUCACGGUCCGGUGCAAUACAGAACCUUCGUGCCACCGCCACCUCCGCAGAACAACGUACAUAUGUACCCACAACCAGAACCUCCACAGCCUCCCAGGGAUGAUUUGUUCACUCCGGGAAUGCCUGCAGAACUACUGCCGGAGUACCGAGUGAAUGCGAACACUUACGGGCCUCGUCCCGACGCUGUGUGGGCUCCCAAUCCGGGCGAGAUGUUCAAUUUCGGAGACAUGCGAGCAGCUCUGCCAACGGCCCCUCCAUUAGCUCCUGAGCAGGUAUACACUCCGGCGCGCUCGUCGGUGAUUCUCCCACUAGUCCGGUCUCGGCGCUCGUCGCCAGUGGACGGUGCGGGGCCCCGGGCAGUGGGUGGACCUGUGUCGGGCCCCGGGCCCAUCCCGUGCCCUGCGCCACCAGAGCCUUUUGCCGCGCCGGCCCCCGUGCCUACAGUAAGCAACGGUCCGACGGCGAGCCAGACAGUGGCGGCUAGUAGACUGGCGGUCGGCGCCAACCGGCUCCCUCGCGACAGGUCCACCGUUGCAGAUCGCCUCAGUGCCGCCGCUAAAGCGUAUCAAGCGACCGGGUCCGAUGACCAAGAAUUAGAGGCUGGUCUGCAAGCUCUUGAGCGCAGGAUCGACACGGAGUUCAAGAGCGCCGACUAAUGCCGAGUAAGCCCUGCUGACGCUCCCGGCAGAAACAUUUAAUAUAAGGCGACAUGAAUUACAAAAUCUUUUUUACAAAGUUUUCUAUCUUCAACACUUGAACGGUAGGAAUAACAAACAUGUUUACGUUUCACCUGUACAGAAUGACUUUUAAGAAAUCGCUUUCCUACAAUGGAACGGUUUGCAGUCACUACAAUUAUGGCAAUAAAGAGCUAAGCUAAAUAUAAUAAUAAUAUUAUAGCAAUAUUGAGCUAAAUAUAAAAAUAAUAUUGUAGCAAUAAGGGCUAAGGCAAAUUCGUGACUGCCAUUGAGUGAAAUUCACGCUGUACAGGAAAAACGUAACUAUUAAGUGUAUAAUAUCUCCCAUAUAAUGGAUGUCCUACGCCAAAUCGGAUGGCAUACUCUUCUCACAUGAAAUUAUCAAAAACUAUUUGUUUCUUUAGGACAAUGUGAAUGAGACUUUAUGAAAAGUUAGAUUAUUCCUAGGGACGUCACAUUUAUCCACUCCUCCUGUGGAUUUAUUUGUUAGAAUUUGAUUUUUGUUUUUGUUGUAAUAGUAAGAUUCUUACAAACAUUUUAUUUAUGUUAGAUUUGACAAUGUUUUCCUUUCUUUUUUUAUCUACAGACUUAUAAAACAAACUUAUACGUACACGCAAACUAUGGCCCGUAAACCAGACACAUGUUUUUGCGACCAAUUUCUUUCCCGUCGGUAACUUGUUGAAUACUUCAGAGAGUCUGUAUUAUAAAGGGUAAUGGACGUCCGCUGCGGCUCGUAAAGUGGGUCCGUGGUCGUUCAGUGCUCAACCCUCCGUACAUACCGCAGCUUAAGUGCACAACGCUUUAUAAUACAACUCUGAAGCAUUUUACAAUUUAUCAACGGGGAGGAAAUAAGUUAUUAAAAUAGGUGUCUGGUUUACAGGUUUUUCGGCGCAAUAUUGAAAGACGGAUGAUUUUAAUAACUGCAUCAUUUUACACGAUUGGUAUUAUGUAACAGUCUCAAUACAAAAGAAAUACUACUUUAUUUAGAUAGCAGUAAGCUAGCAAUUAUAGUUUGCUAUAACGCUAGCGUUAUUUAAAUGAAAUCAUAAAGUGGACUGUUUUUGGCCCGUUUUGAUUACUGUUUGAAAAUACGUUUUUUGAAGGUGUAACUUAUAACCGAUGCUACGCUUUGCUGUGCGGCUAUGCUGAUUAAGAUAAAUAAACAUUUGACAAAGAGUUUCAUGAAUUAGAGAAUUAUAUAAUAUUUAUUUUAUUGAGAUUUAUGUAUGUACUAAGAAUAAAUCGAUCAAGUCAGCAUGAAUUCGAAAGAUCCAAUCAUAAAAGCGUAGCCUUAACAGUCUGAUUAUCUCGUGGGCUACCCAUGGUCUAAUGCUAUCAAAUUAUAUUUUAAAUAUACAUGCGAUGAAAUUAUAUGUAUAUACAAAACAAAGUAAUCAAUCACUUGAACUAGUUGUGUGUUUAUAGAAGUCAGUGUUUUCAUUGGGUGGUAGCUUUCGUGAUGGUAGGUAGUCUAGUCCUUUAGUUCGGGUCGGGCUGAACCGUGAAUACAGCUUGUUGACAAUAACAACUACAUUAUUAUUAAUUCCCUAAAGCACUCGAUGACGUUGAUUUGUGUUAUUUUGUGCAUUUUGGUCGCGAUGUAAAUUCUAUACUUGUUGUAUAAAAAUAAUAAAAUAUUUCGUUUUGCUUUUGCCGGAGUAAACGUUGAUUUAUACGGUUCACUAUUAUUAUAAUCACAAUCGCAACUUCGGAAUUCAUUAUCUGGAUCGAUUUCAAUUGAAUUCAUAUCAUUUCAAGAUUAAUAUAAAAAAAUGUGCAAUAUAAUAAAGAACUUUACGAGUAAGAAUCGGUGAGACAUUAUCAGAACAUCGAGAAGUGCAUAGCGGAGUGCCCCAAGGGUCUGUAUUGGGCCCAGUGUUGUAUAUAAUAUACACAUUUGACCUUCCCAGUUGCCUGAGAUGUGAAGUCAGCAUAUUUGCUGAUGAUACUAAAAUAUUUGCGGAUCCGACAGUUGACUAUAACCAUCUUCAAGAGGACUUAAACAGAAUAGCAAACUGGUCCAAGGAGUGGCUCAUCAACCUCAACGCUUCUAAAUGUACGGUACUGCAUAUAGGUACCAGUAAUCCUCGUCUGACAUAUAAACUGUGUAACGCUGAACUGACAGGGGUCAAGGUGCAAACAGACUUAGGGGUAAAGAUUACCGAGGAUCUAAAGUGGGAAGAGCACAUAACUUCGAUCACCAAAAAAGCCAAGAGUCUUGUAUACCUCAUCAGGAAAGCGUUCGGUGUCUUGACUCCGGAGAUGAUGCUUAAGAUCCACAAAACUUUCGUCAGGCCCGUCCUAGAGUAUGCAUUUCAGGUCUGGAGCCCCUACUUCGUCAAGGAUAUCGAACACUUGGAAAAAGUACAGCGUAGUUUUACCAAAAUACCACGAGCACUGAAACAGCAUCCAUAUGAAGAGCGCUUGAAGGUUUUGAACUUAACCACAUUGAAGGAUCGCAGGCAGCGUGGGGACCUAAUUGAGACAUACAAGAUCUUGAGUGGACAUUAUGACAUUACUGAUUUCGAGCAACUGUUCGCACGUAAUGAAAACGUUCAUCUUAGAGGCCACCACCUUAAGCUGUGUAAAAGCUUAUCGAAAAAUAUUCCUCACAGACAAUUUCUGAGUAAUCGCGUGGUCGGAGCAUGGAACAGGCUUCCAGAAUAUGUAAUCGCUGCACAGAAUGUUAACCAGUUCAAAAACAGACUUGACAGAUACACAACAUCGAAUUAACCACUGAUAGAAGAAUACGAUACAGACAUUUAUCAGUUGUUUCAACUGCCUGUCUGAAUUAAA
This is a messenger RNA of Spodoptera litura, 5335 nucleotides long. RefSeq names its product RING finger and CCCH-type zinc finger domain-containing protein roquin (gene roq). Gene Ontology annotation, molecular function: ubiquitin protein ligase activity; double-stranded RNA binding; RNA stem-loop binding. The record is from RefSeq and is a predicted model, not a curated record. NCBI's taxonomy places the organism in Eukaryota, Metazoa, Arthropoda, Insecta, Lepidoptera, Noctuidae. Gene Ontology annotation, biological process: protein polyubiquitination; nuclear-transcribed mRNA catabolic process, deadenylation-dependent decay; ubiquitin-dependent protein catabolic process. Gene Ontology annotation, cellular component: cytoplasmic stress granule.